CAAGCUCCUAAAAACGUCAUUGGGUGCGGUGAUUCGCAGCGUGGAUCGUUUACAGAGUCGGCAUUCGUCACCGCACUGCAUCAAAUCUGCACGCGCGCCGACCGCGGAACGGUUGAGAAGCCUCGAAGCAAGGGAGAGCAAUCCGCAACGAGUGGGCAAAGAGGGUUUUGAUGGUCAUUUGUCGUCGCAGGCAUAUAUGCAGCGCUCCCUCGCCCUCACGGCUGUGGUGUGUGCGCGAACAGCCCGCGCGCUCCUGCAGCGCCCGGCGCCGCUCCGACAUAGUGUGAAGAUGGCAUCGACGACGACGCUCUACGACCCGACGCCGUUCUACGCGGCGGCCCAGCCGCCGGAGACGAAGGACUUUUGCAUGCAGCAGACGAUGGUUCGGGUGAAGGACCCCGCGACGUCGCUCAAGUUUUACAUCGAGACGCUCGGCUUCCAGCUGGUCAUGUUCCGCGACUUCCCGCAGUGGGGCUUCUCGGUCUACUUCGUGGCGCACGGCCUGACGGGGCCGGUCCCCGCGGACGAGGACGCGCGCUGGGAUUUCUGCAUGCGGACGCCGGGCUGCAUCGAACUGACCUGGAACCACGGCUCGGAGAAGAGCGACGGCGCGGUCUACAACACGGGCAACGCCGACGCGACGGGCACGAAGGACGGCGAGGCCGUGAAGGGCGGGUUCGGCCACUUGGGCAUCACGGUGCCGGACGUCUACGAGGCCUGCGAGCGGUUCAAGAAGCUAGGCUGCACGUUCACGAAGACGCCGAACAGCGGAGGCAUGAAAGGCCUUGCGUUCGUGAAGGACCCGGACGGCUACUUGAUCGAGGUCCUGCCGCAGGGGCCCAUGAUCACGAAGCCCCUGGACUGCGACGGCGUCGCGGCCGAGGGCGGCGACGGGUACAAGGACAACUCCAAGGCGUGAGCGGACUAAGACUUCUUGGAAAUUCCACGCGCGGGCGCCGGG
This is a messenger RNA of Pelagomonas calceolata, 961 nucleotides long. The record is from the annotation of a GenBank genome assembly. Lineage: Eukaryota; Pelagophyceae; Pelagomonadales; Pelagomonadaceae.